Molecule: messenger RNA, 2252 nt
Organism: Papilio machaon (common yellow swallowtail)
Lineage: Eukaryota; Metazoa; Arthropoda; Insecta; Lepidoptera; Papilionidae
Gene: Ciz1
Exons: 13
Coding region: 137-2164 (675 amino acids)
Source: RefSeq, a predicted model, not a curated record
GCAAUUCUAUACUCUUUGGUCAAUGCGUUAUGCGUCCAAAAGCGACGUUUUACUAUAAGUGAUUUGUUUUAAUAAGUUUACUUAAAAAAAUUAAAUUAGGCUUUCUCGUAUUUUCAGUUUAACAAGAAACCUGAAAAUGUCUUCACGUGGGAGAAUAUAUGGUGGUUAUAGUGGUAGAGGUAGCUACAACAAUCGGGGCAGUGGAUACAGAGGAGGUUACCGUGGCAGUAGCAGCAGAGGCUCAUACGAGGGCGGGCGAGGGGGUCGAGGUGGUUACUCCUCAUAUAAUAAUGAUAACCGCUAUAACAAUAGCAACUCUACUAGAUAUUCUACUGGCCGAGAUAGAAUUGAUGAUUCAUAUAAAAAACCUUAUAGAUCGGAAGCCUCUGCAAGCUACACAAAUCGUGACUAUGGGAGAUCAGGUUCACCAGAUCGAAAAAGAAUGAGGAUGGAGGGCUCGACGAGCGAUAGACGUAGCCAUGAUGGCGGCGGGCACUAUGGCGGAUCUUACGGCGGUAGACAAGAUAGUUACAGCGGCGAGAGAAGGUCAUUCGGCGGCGAGGACAGAAGGCGGUCGCCGACCCGAGAUGGGUACCGCAAGCCGAGCGGCAUGGGCCCGCCGCGCGAGCCGGCGCGCAUGAGCGUUCGGCCGCGCGCACCACGCCGCUCCUACCGCGGCCGGAUGCUGCGCUCGCGCGCCUCCUACCGCGGCGCGCCGCGCUCUCGCGGUUCCUUUACCUCUAGGCGCUUCGGCGAACGCUCGCUCGGUUACACCCGCGCAUUCAGAUCUAUCAAGAGCCGAAGCUCCAUUAAAUCAAAAGACGAGGCAUCAUCGACUGAAGAGGAUUGGGAUGCCGAUGAGAAGGAAGAAGAAGCAAUCGAAGAGAAGAAAGAGGCCAAAAUAAAAUCUCCCAAGGUGGAGGCAGAAGGAUCCGAAGGGGAAGUCGGCGAAGGCGGAGAAGAUACCGACAAAGAGCCCGACGCCGCCUCAGAUGGCGAACCGGAUAAUUCAACAGCGUCCUAUGUGCUUCUCUCUUGCGUUCACUGUAAAGAAAAAUGUGCUACUUUUGUCGGCUACGCCAGACACUUGCUGUCGAACAAGCACCGCGCGGCUAUGAGCGCCGUGGCGCGGCGGCACAAGGCGCAGCUGCUGCGCAUGCGCGUGGCUCAGCGCGGGGCGCAGCGCGAGCUGGAGGCGUCGGCGGGCGCGGAGCUGGCGGCGCGCACCACCUUCUGUAUGGUGUGUCGCCUCAACCACCGCACCACCAGCCACGCUCACAGUCUCACUGACACGCACCGCGCCAUGCGGCGCUUCCUCAUGCCGUUCUGCCGCAUCUGUCGCAUCAAGUUCCGCUCGCCCAUGAUCUACGAACAUCAUAUCUGCUCCCUGGAGCAUCUCAAGAGAAAAGCCAAUCAGACCGCACGUCGAGUAAGCCCAAAGGCUGAAGCCAGCGGCGAUGAAGGCAUGGAUGUUGAUUUAGAUAACUUCAUGACCCUUGACUCUGUGGGCGAUGUGGAUGAAGUUGAAGAUGAUGAUUCUGGUGGCGAGAAGAAAGAUGAAUCGCCUAAAAAGCCCAAAGUAGAAAUAAACAUUGGAAGUGAACAUAUUAAAAAAGUCGAGGUGUUGUGGUGCGAGCUGUGCCGCGUGUACCUGCCGAGGGGAGCGGGAGGGGAGGCGGGCGGCGCGGAGGAGACUGAGGCACUGCGCCGGCACUGCCGCAUGCGCACCCACCUCGGCCGCUACGUGCAGCACCGCGACACGCGCACGCUGCGCCGACAUGCUGAGCGCAUACACCGCCAGCUGCACCAGCAGAAAGAAGAUGAAAAAGCAGAGGCCGGUGAAGACAACACUGAUGAUAAAGCGAUGACCGAAAAAUCGGAAUCCGGAAUCGACAAGAAAAAUUUGGAAAAUGGCGCAGACAUUACUAAUGCAGGUAGUGAAGAUAAACUUUGGGCGGAUGUUGAUAAAGAUAUAGGAGAGCUUUUGAGAGAAGUAGAUCCCCAAGGCAAUGAAGGCAGUGAUGAUGACGAAGACCUUGGAAGAUAUGACAAGUUUCGUAAAAGUGAUAAGAAGUCGAAAAUUGGCGAUGGUGAAGAAGGUGAUGUGAAAGCUGGCGACAUAUCUAAAGAGAAAACAAUAACUGAAGUCAACUCUACUGCAUAAUAUUCUUAUAAUUAGUAUAAAUAUAACAGAUUUUUUGUAAGAUCAUAGUUACACAACUGUGUUUCUUAAAUCUUUUCAUGUAUCUUAA